Molecule: messenger RNA, 4157 nt
Organism: Homarus americanus (American lobster)
Lineage: Eukaryota; Metazoa; Arthropoda; Malacostraca; Decapoda; Nephropidae
Product: excitatory amino acid transporter-like
Exons: 10
Coding region: 205-2547 (780 amino acids)
Biological process (GO): L-glutamate transmembrane transport
Cellular component (GO): plasma membrane
Molecular function (GO): L-glutamate transmembrane transporter activity; neutral L-amino acid transmembrane transporter activity; glutamate:sodium symporter activity
Source: RefSeq, a predicted model, not a curated record
CCUAAGGCCUUCCACACCUGCACUCCGACGCUCUCCCUGUCUCCCUCAUACACUGAUAACUUCUCAAACUUCUCAAGUGAUCUGGGAAGUGUUCUACAAGUGUUAACCAACAGUAAUCACGGAUAUAUCUCGUUAAGUGCUCAUAGUGUGUUAGGCGGCAGUUUUAUACAGUCAGUACUAAGUGAAUAAGGAACGUCCAGCAUCAUGGACCCCAGCAGCCACCGCCUCCUGCAGCAGGACGAGGGCCACGAGGUCAAACCCACACAUCACGACAAGGAAGAACACAAAAUGGUUGACGGUGAUCAACAAAAACAAGGAAGUGCUGAACGUGACGCGGGUGAAAGGAAGGCAUCAACUGAACGGAUCAAGUUCUCUACCGCUGUGGACACCUCUCCCUGCGGGGCCGUCGGGGUCAACAGAAGGCAAAGUUCUAUUCUCAGGAGGUCAAGUCUUCGAUUUAAGUCUGUCAAAGAGACGUCGGCCCCUCACGAGCGUCUUGUAAAGAAAGGAUCACAGGCCAACUUCGCCUCAAUGACCGGUGAUCCAACAGUAGCCAGGAAGGACUCCUCAACCAACGUCUUCUCUUUCCACGACCGUCAAUCUAAGAGACGCAACAGGAAAGCUUCACUAAUGAGCAUCACUGUGUCUCAAUGCUCAGACCCCGGCUUUGCCCGCCAGUUCACCCAGUUUGAGGAGACGCCGCCAGGAACACUCAAAGGAAAGCGAGACUCCAUAUGCAGCAGCACCACCUCUAUAAAGGGCCCACUGUUGAAACCCUCCAUCAUGGCUCAGGGGGAAAUGUUCUCUCAGACUCAGCGAACAAAACAGUGGUACAUGGCCAUCCACGCCUCUCACCCUGACGAGACUCUCCCCAUGUUGAAGAAGCCAGUCCUCUUCACUGACGAGGGAGGCAACUUGACCAAGGAAGCGAUGGCGUCAUGGAUGAAGGAGAACCUUCUGCUGGUGAUGACGAUCUUGGGCGUGGUAGUAGGCGUGGCCGCAGGAGCCUUUGCGCGCACCGUAGAGUACACGGCAGACACAGUGAUGCUCGUCUCUUUCCCCGGCGAGAUAAUGAUGAGGAUGCUGAAGAUGCUUAUCCUUCCUCUCAUUAUUUCUUCUAUUAUCACAGGAUUGUCGUGCCUGGACACCGGCUCGUCAGGGAAGAUGGGGUCUCGUGCACUCUGCUAUUACUUCAGCACCACCAUCUUAGCAGCGGGCCUGGGCAUCACCAUGGUUACCUCUAUCCACCCAGGGGACCCCUCUAUCCUGGUGGGGGGAUCACAGACCGUAAUGAAACCCACCGAGGAGCCACAAAUCAUUGAUGCUCUUCUUGAUAUUAUUAGAAACAUGUUCCCAGAUAACUUGGUGAUGGCCAGUUUCUCCUCAACCAAGACUGUGUAUAAGAAGGUUGAGCCGAGUCCGUACAAGGUCAACAAUACUCUGGAGGCGAUUAACGACACCAUGAGAGCCCUGAUGAUCAACGACACCUCCCUCAACGAGACCUCAGUCGAGGAUAAAUACGUUCGCUCCCUCACCAGCUCCGAGGGCACUAAUGUCAUGGGGAUGAUCGUGUUUUGCGUGGCGUUUGGCUCUCUGAUUGGUCGGAUGCCACAAGGUAAAUUAAUGGUUGACUUCUUCAUUAUCCUCAACGACGUCGUGAUGAAGAUGGUGGAGAUCAUUAUGUGGUACUCCCCCUUCGGUAUCAUGAGUCUGGUGAUUGGACAGAUCAUGAGCAUUGAAGACCUGCGGGAGACAGCACAGAUGUUGGGGCUGUACAUGCUGACGGUGAUCGGUGGGCUCUUCAUACACGCAGUCGUCACCCUCCCCACCAUCUACUUCAUGGUGACCAGGAAGAAUCCAGCCACGUUCUUCAAGGGCAUGGUACAGGCCUGGAUCACGGCACUUGGUACAGGCUCCAGCUCAGCCACUCUGCCCAUCACUUUCCGCUGCCUGGAGGAGAACAACAAGAUCGACAAGCGAGUGACGAGGUUCGUGUUGCCAGUGGGCGCCACCAUCAACAUGGACGGCACGGCGCUGUACGAGGCUGUGGGCUCCAUCUUUAUUGCCCAAAUGUAUGGCAUCCACCUGGGCCCCGGGGAGCUGGUCACCGUCAGCUUGACGUCCACCUUGGCGAGUAUUGGAGCUGCGAGUAUCCCCAGCGCUGGACUGGUCACCAUGUUACUUGUCCUCACAGCCAUUGGUCUCCCUACAGAACACGCCUCCCUCAUCUUCGCUGUCGACUGGAUCCUGGAUCGUGUCCGCACGUCUGUCAACGUCCUGGGUGAUGCUUUCGGCGCCGGGAUCGUGAUGCAUCUAUGCAGAGAGGAGCUGGAGCGAAUGGGACCUUCCCAACCAUCCAUCGAAAUGCUGGACAGGGUAGAGUCUGGCAUGAUACCCACCCACACCCCGCGAGCCGUCUCACCCCAGCCUACCCCAGUAUCCCCGGACACACCCAAGGAUCUGAUGGCUCUGACAGACAAGGGAAACGGCCAGCUGUCAUGGGGCAACAAUCCAGAUAAGAGCCCCACUUCUGAGACCCAGAUUUAGACCAGAGGAGACCGAUCUAGACCAAAAGAGAGACCGAUCUAGACCAAAAGAGAGACCGAUCUAGACCAAAAGAGAGAUCGAUCUAGACCAAAAGAGAGACCGAUCUAGACCAAAAGAGAGACUGAUCUAGACCAAAAGAGAGACCGAUCUCGACCAAAAGAGAGACCGAUCUAAACCCAAAGGGAGACCGAUCUAAACCAGAAGAGACCGAUCCGGGUCUUCUGCUGGUGGCUGAUUGAGUACUGUGGAUAAUUGUAUUUAGCUGUGUCUUAACUCAGAGUGUGAGGUCAUAUGUGUUGUCGAAUGAUGCGAAAAGAAAAAAAUUAAUUAUGUCAUAACAAUAUGACAUAACCCUUGACGAUCUCACGAUAUAUAUAUAUAUAUAUAUAUAUAUAUAUAUAUAUAUAUAUAUAUAUAUAUAUAUAUAUAUAUAUAUAUAUAUAUAUAUAUAUAUAUAUAUAUAUAUAUAUAUAUAUAUAUAUAUAUAAUGCUUAUAACGACCCCUCAGUUAUUACAAAAAUAUAGGUAUACUGUAUGGUGUGUUUCGUAGUGAGUGGUUACGGCAGUGAGGGAAUUUAACCCCGCUAGUUUUUCUUUUGGUCAGUGAGGACAAUACACUGAUGGUGUAACACUGUGUAGACUCUUUGUGUUAAUACUCACUACACCUGACUCGUAACAUCCGCACAUAUAAAAAGAUUAUAUCCAUCCAAAAUGUCUAUCGGGUAUAAUCGUCCAUAAUAAAAUGUUGUCUUGAGCGAGAAGACGGUACAGUAGUGCUGGUGGUCCCGGACCCGGGGUGUAUUAUCUAACUGAAGCGUUGAUGGAGCAUACCAGCGGUGGGACGAUGCUGCCUGUCACCAAGACUGCCACCAGUCACGCCAGGAGAGUGCCACCUGUCACGCCAGGCCAGUGCCACCUGUCACGCCAGGCCAGUGCCACCUGUCGUGCCAGGAAAUUGCCGCCUGUCACACCGAGACAGUGAUGCCUGUCACAUCAGGAUAGUGCUGAUGGUCACACCAGGACAGUGCUGCCUGCCAUACCAGGACAGUGCUGCCUGACCCACACGAGACCAAGAUUCACUCUCCGCAUUAGACCAACCCUCACUACCUACCCAACUGGCCCUUGUGUUACAAUAAUGAACAUAAUCACAGACGUCGGUGACCGAGUAAAAGACUGUACAUAUAUAAUUAAAUUUAACUCGUAUUUAUUAUCGGCAAAUAUAUACAAACUUACCAAUAUAAAAUUACUCAUCGAUUCUUUCUCGUAUCUAUAAAGUUUCACGAGUAGUUUAGUCUUGUAGUAUGAACAUUAGUGUACACAUCACGUUUAGCUUAAGUUUCAAGGUAUCCCACAAGGCUCGGCCAUCCUAGAAGCAAAGCAUAACCAUUUCAAACACAAUGAGCUCAAAAUACUGUUCUAAGUACUGUAAUUCGACCUUACCAUUUUAAUGCUUAGAAAAAUCUUGACUAUUUAUUGUCUUCCUACCUUGAGAGAGCUUCUGUUUCCUGGAUAACACUUAAUCGUACUAUGACUAUUUUAAAGCUGAACCUUCACCAGUAUAUUCACUGAUUAAAAACUACGCCCAUGUAACAAUAAAUGUAAUAAAGCAA